AUGGCUCCUGCUACCACAUUCGACAAAAUCAAGAAGGCUGCCAGAAACAGCCAGCGUGCUCUUGGUGGUGGUUGGAAGGGCCCAGUUCCUACCCCGGCCAACCAACAGUCAAAAGUCGUCAAGACGAGGGUCAUCAAGAGCACCGCCAAAUGUUCCAGAUUUUUCAUGAAAUCCGAUGAACUUCUCGCCGACAUCAAGAGGGAGAGAGAAGAGAAGCUCGCUCAAGAAAAGCUCGCCCAACGUGCCUGCAGAGACAAAGCUUCUGACAGAGCAUCUGACUUCGUCACCACCACUGAGUCGUCCAACAAGGGCAAGGCUCGUGCCGACUCACUCUCACCCCUGCCAGCUGCUCCAGCCAAGAAACCUGGACUCAAAAGAUCAAGCAGCGGAUUGAGCUUCGAGUGCAGCUCCAGCUCUGCAACAACAAGCGUCAGGGGUGUCCACCUGCUUCUGGCCAUUAUCCCACAGACCCACUACGACCGUUGGUGUGCAGCUUUCGAAGAUCUGUGCAACCUCACAGGCAACAACAUCAACGCCUACUACUCGAGCAUCGAGGCUGCCACCGACCCUGCCGGUCUUAGAAUUUAUGCUGACUGCGAGAACAAGCUCAUGGGUGACAUACUCAAGAAGAAGCUCCGCGGCGACACAGUCCUCAACAAGAAGCUGAUCUGCCAGUUCAUCUAA
This is a messenger RNA of Aureobasidium melanogenum CBS 110374, 684 nucleotides long. RefSeq lists its product as uncharacterized. Lineage: Eukaryota; Fungi; Ascomycota; Dothideomycetes; Dothideales; Saccotheciaceae. The coding region runs from base 1 to 684 and encodes 227 amino acids. The record is from RefSeq and is a predicted model, not a curated record. The transcript has a single exon.